AGAGCUUAAAGGCAGUGUGGAGUGGGAGGAUGCUGAGAGCUCACUGCGGGAGAAAACUUCACAGCCCUCUGCAUGUGCCUCAUGCCCAGAGGAAGCUGAUGUCCAACAGCAGCUCCAUCACUGAGUUCCUCCUCCUGGCAUUUGCAGACACUCGACAGCUGCAGCUCUUGCACUUCUGGCUCUUCCUGGGCAUCUACCUGGCUGCCCUCCUGGGAAAUGGCCUCAUCAUCACCACCGUAACGUGCGACCACCACCUCCACACCCCCAUGUACUUCUUCUUCCUGAACCUCUCCCUCCUCGACCUGGGCUCCAUCUCCACCACUGUUCCCCAAUCCAUGGCCAAUUCCCUGUGGGACAGCAGGGCCAUCUCCUACUCGGGAUGUGCUGCACAGGUCUUUUACUUUCUGUUCUUUGUCACAGUGGACUAUUGCGUCCUCACCAUCAUGGCCUACGACCGCUACAUUGCCAUCUGCAAACCCCUGCACUACGGGACCCUCCUGGGCAGCAGAGCUUGUGUCCACAUGGCAGCAGCUGCCUGGGGCAGUGGGUUUCUCUAUGCUGUGCUGCACACGGCCAAUACAUUUUCACUACCACUCUGCCAAGGCAAUGCUGUGGGCCAGUUCUUCUGUGAAAUCCCCCACAUCCUCAAGCUCUCCUGCUCACGCUCCUACCUCAGGGAAGUUGGGCUUCUUGUGCUUAGUGCCUGUUUGGCAUUUGGUUGUUUUGUCUUCAUUCUUUUCUCCUAUGGGCAGAUCUUCAGGGCCGUGCUGAGGAUCCCCUCUGAGCAGGGACGGCACAAAGCCUUUUCCACGUGCAUCCCUCACCUGGCCGUGGUCUCCCUGUUUGUCAGCACUGGCACGUUUGCCUACCUGAAGCCCCCAUCCCUCAGCUCCCCAGUUCUAGACCUGGUGGUGGCAGUUCUGUACUCGGUGGUGCCUCCAGCAGUGAACCCCCUCCUCUACAGCAUGAGGAACCAGGAGCUCAAGGAUGCCCUGCAGAAAUUGAUGAGACGGUGCUUUUCAGAAGCAAUAAACUGCCUGGUUUUUUCUACAGAGCAUACAUAA
This is a messenger RNA of Aquila chrysaetos chrysaetos, 1064 nucleotides long. RefSeq names its product olfactory receptor 14C36-like. Lineage: Eukaryota; Metazoa; Chordata; Aves; Accipitriformes; Accipitridae. The record is from RefSeq and is a predicted model, not a curated record. The transcript is spliced from 2 exons. Bases 30 to 1064 code for a protein of 344 amino acids. Gene Ontology annotation, molecular function: G protein-coupled receptor activity; olfactory receptor activity. Gene Ontology annotation, biological process: G protein-coupled receptor signaling pathway. Gene Ontology annotation, cellular component: membrane.